CCCCAGCGAAUCCGAACCACUUUUGUUUUGGCUCUGAACGUUACACAAUUCGACGUAGAUCCAGGGAACAAAGGCGUGACAUGUUCAAGAGACCGGGUGACAAAAGGGCAGUAAGAGGCACGUGUAAUGGAAAAAUGGUCCUAGGGGAGGGCGCACGCACUGGGGAAGGAUGCUGCCAUAGUAGGGAACAAUAAGUGAAUACGUCCGAGGUGCCGCUAAGCCUUUGCAACUUACUAAAAUUUCCUUUCCCCUUCUUGGCUUAGAAACAAGGCCUUGUACGCAUGGAGAGCAAUCUGCGGUGGCGCUGGUCGUUUGACCGAGGCGCGCAAAAAAAGUGGUAUAAGAGACUCAUGGAUAUCUCGUAGACUGAACUCUAUCCUCACGCCUGCUCGACUUCCCUCUCGCCACAGAUUCUCUCUACAAACCCCGCAAAACCGACAAUAUGCGCUUUGCAUCUGUACCGUUUGUUGCCCUUGCGGCUGUUGGCGUAGUCAGCGCCCAGGGUGCUAUGGAUACCUGGAACCCAGCUGGAACCGGCGACUCCCGUGGACCCUGCCCCAUGCUCAACACCCUCGCCAACCACGAAUUCCUGCCCCACAACGGCCGCAACUUCACCCUCGACAUCCUCAAGCACGCCCUCAAGACCGCCCUAAACAUCAGCGACGACGUCACCGUUCUCCUGCACACCGCUGCCCUUACUACCAACCCCGGCGGCUCAACCUGGGGCUUGGAUACCCUGAGCAAGCACAACAUCCUCGAGCACGAUGGAAGUCUUUCUCGCCAAGACAACGCCAUCAACGGCGACUCAACCUCCUUCAACGCAACCAUCUACCAGCGCACCCGCUCCUUCUUCACCGCCCCCACCAUCUCCCUCCAAAUGGCCGCCAACGCCCGUCUCGCGCGUAUGCUCGACUCGCUCAAGAUUAACCCGCAGUUCUCCAUCACCCUGCCCGCCGUCGGCUUCAGCCACUUGGAGACUGCCAUCUACAUGAUUGUGUUUGGGGAUCGCAGCAAGAAGACGGCGCAGAGGGAUCAGGUCGACUUUUUCUUUGCAGAAAACGAGCGUCUUCCCACUGAACUCGGCUGGAAAACUCCCAGCACGGUCAUCUCUGGUGCGGAUGUAAAGGAGUACCAGAAUCUUGUUGUCGCGAAUACCAAGUAUCAGCCUGACAUCAUGGGUCCUUGA
Messenger RNA from Bipolaris sorokiniana ND90Pr, 1186 nucleotides. RefSeq lists its product as uncharacterized. The record is from RefSeq and is a predicted model, not a curated record. Gene Ontology annotation, molecular function: peroxidase activity. NCBI's taxonomy places the organism in Eukaryota, Fungi, Ascomycota, Dothideomycetes, Pleosporales, Pleosporaceae. The transcript has 4 exons. Bases 443 to 1186 code for a protein of 247 amino acids.